Molecule: messenger RNA, 894 nt
Organism: Brachypodium distachyon (stiff brome)
Lineage: Eukaryota; Viridiplantae; Streptophyta; Magnoliopsida; Poales; Poaceae
Product: uclacyanin 1
Exons: 1
Coding region: 83-658 (191 amino acids)
Cellular component (GO): plasma membrane
Molecular function (GO): electron transfer activity
Source: RefSeq, a predicted model, not a curated record
UCCUCUCAUCAUCCCACAAGCCUUCUUGGGUCAUCUCACAAGCCUUCUUGAUAGAUAUCAUCUCUUUAUGAUCGACUAAUCCAUGACGAUCACCAAAGCUCUGUUCCUGAUCACCGUCGCCUCCACAAUGCUUUUCGGUAUGGCACUCGGCGCGAGCUACAUGGUGGGCGCUCCGGCGGGGUCAUGGGACCUCAAUACAAACUACACCCAAUGGACCUCUGCCCGCCGCUUCUUCCCCGGCGACAGCCUCAGCUUCCAGUAUCCCGCCGCAACCCACAACGUGUUAGAGGUCACCAAGGCCGUCUACGACAGCUGCAACACCUCUGUUUCCAGCUCCACCAACAGCAGCGCCGUCAUUGCGACAUACCACACGGGCAACCACGUUAUCACGUUUGCGGCCUCGAGAGUUACGAGGUACUUCGUGUGCGGCUUCCCUGGGCACUGUGCUGCGGGGAUGAAACUGAAGGUGAAUGUCGGCGCUCAGCCGCCGGCGCCAGUGCAGUGUCGGGGGCGAGGGCGAGGGGCCAAGCGGAUCAGGUGCACCCGGCCGGCGCCGGCUUCUCCUGCGACGAGCUUGGCGAUUGGCGGUGGUGCUGACCGGUCAAGCCUUUGGUUGGCCACCGCCGUGACUGCGGGUCUCUUGGUCCUCAAUUUCUAGAGUAAACGAUUUUUUAUGAUUUUUAUGGCAGGCGUGUGCUUGCUAAUGCUGGCGACAUUCCUUCAUUUCUUAUAAUUUGUGAGACGUGGUCGGGCGUGCGUCCUUGUUCCUUAAUUCACUUGUAAUAUUUGUACAAAAAUCAAAUGUAUUCAUUUUUCAUUGAAUGUAAUUCGAUUCAUUUAAUUUUAAUUAAUGGGGCUUUGUUGAUCUCACAUAUCAGAGAAAUUUAGCGUUUG